AUCCCCUCGACGCUUCCAACGUUUCUAUCCAUGUCGAUGUCCAUGUGGCGGCUCUUCGCCAUCCUACCGCUGGUCGCCUGGGCCGACCAGUCGUGUUCCGAAAGUUCCUCGGAGGAACUCCGCGAAGACACGCAGUUCUUACAGCGAUCUCUGCAGUUGCAGCAGGAGACCAACAUCGCCACAGAUGCCUUGGCGCGCGCCAAGGGCACGGCGACGGUCUCGAAGACCAAACGGGAAGGAGAAGUCCAGACUUAUUUUUACUACGUGAAUUUCCAUGGAGUUGAUCCCAUCUUGGCAACGCUGCUGAACGUCAUGCACAGUUCCGGGCAAAACUGUGCCACCUGUGGUCUCCAUCUCUUCAGCUGUGAGGAGGAAGGAUUGAAUGAGACUGAAUGUCAGUCCCGCGAGCUGAUGCCCUGCUUGAAGAUGCCAUGGAGCUGCACCAAAGACAGCGGCUUAUUGGUCAUGGAGGCUGCCAUCCAAGGGAAGAACUUCACAGAUCGCGUGAAUUCUUCGGAUCUGAGCAGCCUGAAGAACCUAUGGCCAGAUCGGAUGCGUUAUGAGACGCUGAUGAGUUCAGCCAUGACAUUUCAGUGGUUGCCUUUGUUGUGGGGCCCUGGGAAGCGGGUGCUCAUCACCACCAUUCUGCGCGAUCCAGUGGAGAGGCUGAGGUCGGUGUUCUACAGCCUGAGCCCAGAUCACUCGCCCGAGAACUUCACGGACUUCCUGAUUGCCGAACGUGACACAGCCUAUGGCAACAUGACAGAGCCUCAAAUGGCCAGAAUCCAGGCCGAAGGCAUCCCCUGGCGUAAGGUGAUCCAGGGCUGUUGCGAAUAUGGCCAUUACCUAGGCAAUUGCGAUGUGGCAAAGGCCAAGCGGGUUUUGGUGAGCCACUUUGAUUUCGUCGGAAUCUAUGAGGAUUUGCCCGGCUCCCUCGCUUCCCUCGCCUGGCUCUACGGCAAGAGCCCCGAAGGGAUGGGAACUUUGGCCCGUGACACCCUGCUGGAGGUGCCACCCAAAAAACCCGAGAAGUGGAACAAGGCGGACCUUGAAUUGGCGAAGAACAUCACUGCCAAGGACAGGGACAUUUAUGACUUUGCCACGGAAUUGUUUAAGCGACAGUCCGUGAGCAUGUGGAACAAUGAGAAUGUGUGGAAAGACCAAAUCAAGAAGCUCGAGAAAGCUUGGAACACGAAAUGGGAACCUGAGUGAGCUGCCAGUCUGGGCUGCUUCAUUUGAGUUCCGGUCUGCGUCCUGUGCUGCUGGAGCUAAUUUUGGCUGAGUCUAAGAGAGCCAUGGGGCAUCUAAAUACAGAGAGAUCUGUCAAAAAUUGACCAUUUUGGCGGGUGAAUUGAUGGGUUUCUAUUUGUUUCUUUACUUGUUUGGGGGGCCCAGUUCAGACCAUAUAUCGCUGAUCGCGUUGUCCCCUUUUGGUCAAGGCAGUAGUUAAGCCGGCCUGGGGUCUUUUGCUCAGCAAAGCCGGAGGCGAAGACAUCACAG
Molecule: messenger RNA, 1500 nt
Organism: Cladocopium goreaui
Lineage: Eukaryota; Dinophyceae; Suessiales; Symbiodiniaceae
Source: the annotation of a GenBank genome assembly